This is a messenger RNA of Brassica napus (rape), 1525 nucleotides long. RefSeq lists its product as uncharacterized. Gene Ontology annotation, biological process: proteolysis. Gene Ontology annotation, molecular function: cysteine-type peptidase activity. The record is from RefSeq and is a predicted model, not a curated record. The transcript has 5 exons. Lineage: Eukaryota; Viridiplantae; Streptophyta; Magnoliopsida; Brassicales; Brassicaceae. Bases 239 to 1408 code for a protein of 389 amino acids.
AAGCAGGCUUCUAGCUCACUUUCAAAUAGGCGCAGAGGUUGAGAUUUUGUCUACUGAUGACGAAAUAUGGUAUCCAGGAAAGGUUGUUGAUCUUAAACUGUGUGAAGGACUAGAGGAGCUGACAGUUGAGUACACGACACUCUUCGCAGACCAACAUAGACUUCAGAAACUUCAGGAUACUAUCACGGCUGACAAAAUACGUCCUGCAACACCAACUAGUGACCAAAAAUCCUUUGAGAUGAUGGAUAAGGUAGAAGUCUUUUACAACAAUGGCUGGAGCAGCGGACAAAUUAGCAUGGUACUUGGUGAUAACACAUACUCGGUGUGUCUCUAUACUUCUAUGGAAACUAUUCUAUUCAAACAUUCAGAUUUGCGAAUUCAUAGAGAAUGGAAAGAUGGAGUCUGGAAGAUGGCAGAUAAGGUGAAGCCUGAUAAGAAAAGGAAAGCUGCUGCCUCAUCACAAAAUUCAGGAAUGGAUAAUGUUUUCCUAAGAAGGAGCGAGAGGGUGCCUAAACGAUCUAGAGACACAAAAACUCCAUUCAAGUCUGAAAGAAAUCCGGCUUUAACUGUAAUACAUGAGAUUAUACCUGCAGUUGAUCCGUUUUCAACUCCUGCGGAACAUAAGCUUUCAAGGCUUCAAAAUUGGAUGACAUUAAAGCCCGGCAUGCAUGAAACGUCCCUAUCAAUCAAUGAUAAUAAGAUAAGGAAAUCUUUCUUUCAAAGCAUGGAAAAUGCAAAAAAGGACCUUAAGAAAGAGCACAUUGAUGGAGCCUUUGCAAUGCUAAAUUGCAGAAGAAAUGAGAAUGCUGCUUGGUUCCACAACUACAAGAUUCCAAAGGCGUGCUUCCUACCUAUGGAGUUCUUGCAUUGCUUGCUCUCUCAUGAUUUGGCUUACAAGAAAGAAAAGGUCAAAGGUAAAAAGAUUUUCAACGAUUUAUUUAAAGAUAUUGUAAGAGGGAAGGUAUAUCCAGAGAAGACAUGGGGAGAAGAUGUUGAUGUUGUGUAUGGGAUUACUCUUGGAAAAAAAAGCAAUGUCUGGAUUGGGAUGGAAAUUCAUUUGAAGAAGAAAAGAAUCACAGUAUAUGAUUGUUUUCAAAAGGAAAGCAACAGCAUUGAUAUUCCUCAAGUGAAAAAGUUGGCAGUGUUGAUUUCUGAUCUGCUGGUGGAAUCUUCUGGUGAUGAGGUAGAUAAAGUGAAGAUGAUUCCAUUUGAGGUUGAGCAGGCACAAGGUUUACCCAAGACAAAACAUCCUUUCAACUGUGGGAUAUUUCUUGUCAAGAUUCUGGAGUGCCAGUCAUUGAAGAUAGGAGACAUGACAAAGAUUAAUGAUGACAAUGCAUUGGAGCUAAGGAGAACCUUGUCUUGUGAGAUCUUCAACCAAUUUGUGGAUGAGAGCUUUGGGAAAUGAGAAUGAUGCAUCAAAACAUUUUUUGUUUUAGUUAAGACUCGGUUUUAGUUAUGACUGUUUAUUUUGUUAUGUUGUUGGCGUCUGGUUACAUAAGAAAGAUUGGAAGGAUAUCAAGUA